This is a messenger RNA of Bursaphelenchus xylophilus (pine wood nematode), 1974 nucleotides long. Lineage: Eukaryota; Metazoa; Nematoda; Chromadorea; Rhabditida; Aphelenchoididae. The record is from the annotation of a GenBank genome assembly.
AUGGAUGCUGAGAGUAGCACGAAGGUCGCAGCGUUGCUGCUGUUGAUCCUCGCCGUCCUCGGGAUCUUCGGCAAUGGGAACAUUGUUGCGGCGACAUACAGGAAUCGGUAAGCGGUUAUUAUUUUUAUUUUCUUUUAUUUCUUCGAGAACUAACAGGGGAAGUACUCCAAGUGCGAUUUUGAUGAAAUUUGGCACAAAUUUAAAAAGAUUUUUAGAUCGAAAGUCGGCGAAAAUUUCGAACUUUUUGCCGAAUUUUGGCACGAAAAGUUUCAUGCCUAUUUCUACCGUAAAGAAUAAUGUUUCUACAAAAAAUCAAAUUUUUCCGCACAAAACUGCCAAAGUUAUGGCCACAAGCGGUUUUCUCUCUGACCGCUCUCCACGUUUAGCGUGCUCUCUCGGCGUCAAAAAUCGUUCGAUAUCUUGGCGGCGCCCGCAAAGCGCGAGCUAAAACUUUCAAGAAUUGAUAUUUAGUCCAUACACGACGUGUGUGCAAAAUUUAAAGAAAAUCUGAGCGUCGCACUUGGAGUACUUCCCCUGUAAGUUGAUACUUGCCUACUAGUUGCGCCAUAAAGUCCUGCCACAUUUGAACUGGAUAUAUAAAUUAUAUUUUUUUUUUGUUUUUCUUUUGCGCCCGUCGCCGCAAUUUUCCGGUGCGCAGUGCAGCGGGAACUUUUGUUUUCGCACAGUGCGUGUCGCCGAAGUCACUCCAGCGACAUUGCGAACGAAUCAGUAGGAGUGUCGCUGCAGCUAGUCGGUUUUUUGAGGCCUUGCAAAAUGUCCUUCGGCUAGAAUCACCAAUACUUUACUGGCUCUCUACCGUAAGAAAAUAAGGGCCUUGCGACUACUUUUUUCGGUGGAGAAGGGACCUGAUCCUGAGGAAAAAGCGGAGAGCUCUUUUUGCGAGAGAAAUGGCGCGCCCUUCAAAACGGAGUUUUUUCACUUGGAUAGGGAGGCAUUUUGAUACGUUUUUUGAUACCUCUCGGACGCAAAAUGGUACGUUUUUUGUCACUGUGUCAGGUCCGCCACUCUAAACUAUUGAAGAUUUGGACAAAAGAAAAAUACAGGGCGAUAAAAAAUGCAGUACCCAAACCACAUUUUUCCUUCAUGCUUUGACAGUUUUCACUUAUGUAACCCUUUUUUCAGCUCACUCCGAUCCACAUGCAACACUUUCAUUGCGCUAACCGCCUUGGCCGACAUUGUCCACCAAUUCGGCAUAUUCCUCUUGGCGUACACUGUUUUCACCACAACCUUUACUCCAGCGGCAUUAUGCUUCAAGUUACAAGUCGUGCCUUCAUUCGGAUGCAGUUGCUCUUCAAUGCUGCUACUUAUUACCUCCAUCGACCGUUUAGUUUGCAUAGCCAACCCAAAGGUUUACGAAAAAAAGAAAAAAUCCGCAAUAUUGUAUUGGGGAUUAGUGGUUACCGUGCUUGUUUCGGGGGUGUUUCCAGUCAUUUCGUACCUCAAGAUGGAUGAUACGCCCAGAAUUUGCUCACCGUUACAAGACAUGCCUCUCACGGUAUUGCCAUUGUAUUUUAUGUUUAAUUUUGUGGUAAUCAUGAUGACGUUGAUCGCGUAUCUUAUCAUCUGGAUCAACGUUCGCCACAAGAAUUAUCGAAAGUCGAAACAACUGCUGAGAUCAAUCACAGCGAUUAGUUUGUGCAUCUGCUGUGGAUGGUUGCUGAACAUGACGAUUGGAGUGGCGGUGACGAAGCUGAUGGUCUCGAUAGACUACUCGAUUCCACUGUUUAUUGGGAUGCUGAUGAACAUCUCCAUUGUCCUCAACUAUCCAUUGCUGUUUACGUUGAGGUGAGCGAAAAUUAUUUCUUAACUUAUGUAUACAUAUAUAUACAACUUUUCAGCCGCGACUACAACACAGCCUUUACGGAGCAGCUUCGGAUAAUCAUGUGCAACAAGCUUCCCGUCCAGCAGAAGAUAGAGAAUCACACUGUUCUCAGCCUGCGGUCAUUGUAUUAA